GUGAUUUUGUGUAUGCCUUUGCUGUGCUUUGCUAUGCUGUGGCUAUUUAAUAAUACUACCAUCCAUCCGUUGUUCUGGGUAUUUACUUCUAUAUCCACGUCCAUCGACCUACUCGACUCGAAUAUCAAUGCCAAUGCCAAUCAAUGCCAGUGCCAGUACCAGUCCAGCACCUCAACCUCCCUCCCUCCCUCCCUUUUUCUUCAGAACCACCACCACACCAGAGAAGUUACGUAACACAGUACAG
Messenger RNA from Dothidotthia symphoricarpi CBS 119687, 244 nucleotides. RefSeq lists its product as uncharacterized. The transcript has a single exon. Lineage: Eukaryota; Fungi; Ascomycota; Dothideomycetes; Pleosporales; Dothidotthiaceae. Bases 13 to 234 code for a protein of 73 amino acids. The record is from RefSeq and is a predicted model, not a curated record.